Cladophialophora immunda is the source of this 2814-nucleotide messenger RNA. RefSeq lists its product as uncharacterized. Gene Ontology annotation, molecular function: serine-type endopeptidase activity. The record is from RefSeq and is a predicted model, not a curated record. Gene Ontology annotation, biological process: proteolysis. NCBI's taxonomy places the organism in Eukaryota, Fungi, Ascomycota, Eurotiomycetes, Chaetothyriales, Herpotrichiellaceae. The transcript is spliced from 5 exons. The coding region runs from base 1 to 2814 and encodes 937 amino acids.
AUGCCAGCUGUCUUCUCGACUGAGAGCGGGGGACGGGACAAGGACUUCAAGCCUUUAAUGUUCGACAAUUUCGAAGCCAAGAUUGCUUCUUUAUCCGCAGUUCUCCACGACUUCAAACAAGUCUGCAGGAUCUUUCGAUCAGCUACUCGUGAGGGGGAGCAAGUGGCUCGAGAGUUCUGGACCACCUUAAGAAGCGCUGUUGUCAUAGCGCAAGAGCAUGUGUCGACGUUGGCAAGCAGUGGGAGCAGCAGCGGUGGUGGUGUCUGCGCGCUGGUAGACCGUAUCCUCGAUUCCCUGGAGAACAUUUUUGAUGACAACAAUGUCGGUAGCAGAGCCACGGCACUGGCUUCGUCGGGAACGAAACGAUAUAGUCGCCUGGAGAUUGUCCAUCACCAUCUCCACAACGUCGACUCUCCCAAUAAAAGCCUCGUGCUUCUCUUGUCGGUGCAAGAUCUUCUGGACUCCAAAAAAGCGCACCAAGUCAAGCAGAGUAUUGAAGAAUGGGUCGACGACUUGGAGAACCUUGAUGAUGAUCAGCUGGAGCCCAUCCUCCCGCCGGAGCAGCCGCCUCGUAUCAACCAACUCGGCAACGUCAGCGAAUUGGCCCAGUUGACCUAUACAACCCUAUUUGGGCAUCUAGAGAAUCUUGCCACAUGUCACAAGCAUCAACAGCACGCUGCAUAUGCCAUGCUCGCGACCUAUUCCGAGUUGGAAGAAGACUACGAGGACUUUCAUUUUGACUUGGUCUUCUCCGUGGACGGCAGCCAGGCAUAUUGGGAAGAGGUGAGAGUCCACAGUUUCAGAAGCGAUGCCCAGAGUGGUGUGCGCUGGGCUCGAAUAGGUCCGGAGUCAAAGAGAAUCAAGGACUGGCUCCUUCCCAGACCGAUGUCAGUACGCCAGAUUUGCCACUCCCUGGGAAAGAAGGAUCUCUCAAGGUCUCGCCGUCGGAACUGGUUACAAAAAUCCACCCAAGGCUCACCAAUGCAUGAGAUAUGGGAUCACCAACCGACGAAUCGACAGUUCUUGCCAUAUGAACACUACCGACUGAUCUCCUACGCAGACUGUCUCUCAAACGAAGUGGGACCGAUGGUUAGUUUCUCCAAGCUCGUUCUGGCUGUCAUCCUCAGUUACUCCUUGUUUUAUCUUUGCGAAGGUCCAUGGCUCCCGAGUCGCUGGCCAAGACAUGGUAUCAAAUUCUUCCGGGCAGGCAGCACAACGUUCCUGCGACCGCUGUUGUACGUACCUAUCUUUUCUGGCUAUCCGGACACUGCACAAGCUUAUGAGACUUAUCACCAAUACCCUGUCCUGGUGGGAUUCGCGACAACUCUUCUAGAGAUUCACCAGGGGCGGACGCUACAGUCAAUCUUAGACUUAACGGAAGAUAUCACUGAUGUUGACGACGAAUGGGCUAGAGCUUGUGAGGCCUACGACAAGUGUAAAAAGAAUAUCUCAGAAACACAAUACAAAGAGGUCAUCGAAGCAUGUUUGAAUGCACGCUUUGAGCUCCAGGAACUGUGUGAGGGCCAGGAGUUCCAGCAACAAAUAUUCCACAAGAUAGUGGCACCUCUCGUCACCUUGCUGGAAGAAGCUUUUGGGAACUUCAGCCCCAUGAGUGAUCUCGAUGCGCAAGCCUCGCGCCUAGACCUAAGCACAGGUCUACUUGUCACAGAGGUCCAAAAAUCGCAGGAUGCCCCACGAUACACCUUGUACAAGAUUGAUCGGUUAGAUUCCUCAACCAACCCCAUUUUGACCGCACGGCAGGGUAAGGCGUCAGCCUCCGGGACGACAUCUCAGACUUUGGUGUUGUCGGAUAGCCUCUAUGGGGAGGAAGAGCCACUUUCAGAGUCAUCUGCUGAGUGCUCUCAUACCGACCGGUGGUUCGACGCCUUGCAUGCCGCCGACAGUUUCAGGACCCUGAAGCGCCUCAGUCUCGACGACACAACUCGGGUCAGAAUUGCAAUUCUCGAUACCGGCCUGGACCGCAACCACGGGCUUGUGCGGGAGCACAAGGAACGAAUUAGAGCCGUGUGCGACUGGGUCGACGGUGACGGUUCAAACGACGAUGACUGGAGCGGCGACGAGGUCGGGCACGGCACGCACAUUGCAUGCAUUAUUCUUGCCAACGCACCGAAUGCAGACGUGUUUAUAGCUCGUAUCAGCAAGACCCGAGCCCUCAGACAUAGGCAUACGCUGCCAGUUGCCAAGGCGUUGCAAAAGGCCAGAGACCGGUGGGAAGUCGACAUCAUAAACAUGUCAUUUGGCUUUCGAGACGCAUCUCCGAUAAUCGACGACGAGUUGAAAAAGGCCAUCAACCAGGACAUCCUCGUGUUUGCGGCCGCCUCCAACGCCGGGGGCAAUCUGCCACGCUCGUAUCCUGCGUUUCGCGAUCAAGUCUUUGGGAUCCAUUCGACAGAUGGUAGAGGCAAUCCAUCCAAAUUCAACCCCACGCCGCUCAAGGACGGCAACUUCAGCACUGUGGGCGAGCUGAUUGACUCGGCGUGGCCGAGUAAGGAUCGGAUGGGCUCUUCAGCAGUUUCCGUCUUCAGCACUCGGAGAAUGUCUGGGACGUCGUUCGCGACGCCAGUUGCCGUCAGCAUUGUCGCCCUCUUGUUGGAUUACUUUGGACAAAACAUGCAGGAUGAGGUGACGAUCUUGAAGAUGAAAGAGUUCAACGGCAUGAGAAGAAUUCUUGCAUUGAUCUCCAACGAGAGGCAGGGGUUUAACUACAUGAACCCUUACACCUUUUUACAGCAAAGCCAGGAGGACAUUCGGCGGAGUAUUCGUAACGCAUUGAAUAUGAAAACGCUUUCAUAG